Molecule: messenger RNA, 2767 nt
Organism: Coregonus sp. 'balchen'
Lineage: Eukaryota; Metazoa; Chordata; Actinopteri; Salmoniformes; Salmonidae
Source: the annotation of a GenBank genome assembly
AUGGCAGGAACGUCACGACAUGAUCGGGAGAUGGCGGUGAAUGCCAAAAAACAGUUGUCUGUAUGCACAGACCCUGUGGAUCGGCUGAGGAUGCAGUGUCUCGCACGUGGCUCUUCUGGCAUCAAGGGUCUGGGCAGGUGAGAGAAAAAAACCAGUAUACUCUUAUGUGAAGGGCAGAGGUAUUGGUUCUGCAUCUUAUGUGAAGGGCAGAGGUAUUGGUUCUGCAUCUUAUGUGAAGGGCAGAGGUAUUGGUUCUGCAUCUUAUGUGAAGGGCAGAGGUAUUGGUUCUGCAUCUUAUGUGAAGGGCAGAGGUAUUGGUUCUGCAUCUUAUGUGAAGGGCAGAGGUAUUGGUUCUGCAUCUUAUGUGAAGGGCAGAGGUAUUGGUUCUGCAUCUUAUGUGAAGGGCAGAGGUAUUGGUUCUGCAUCUUAUGUGAAGGGCAGAGGUAUUGGUUCUGCAUCAAGUGAUGUGUUGCCCAGGUCAUCAAAAUCAAAUGUUUGAUAUAGUAGCAGUAGUGAUUGAUCAAACACUUUACUAUAGGCAAUCCUGUCAAGUAGUCUGAAUUAGGCUACUGUCCUGUGUCAAGAAGAAAGCUCUAGAUUGGCUUCUAAGAUGCAAGGAUUGUUUUAACAAUGUAAACUCCAAGAAAUACUUUCUUAUUUGCUUCAACUGCCACAUAUUUAUCUUUUUUUCUUCAAUGGUUUAUUUGUCAGAACAUUCAGGAUAAUGGAUGAUGACAACAACCGUACAUUGGAUGUGAAGGAGUUCAUGAAGGGCCUUAAUGACUACGGUGUCCUCAUCGAGAAAGAUGAGGCCCUGGCAAUGUUUCAAAGUUUUGACCGGGAUAACAGUGGACUCAUUGACUUUGAUGAAUUUCUCCUCACUCUCAGGGUAAAUAUGAGUGGUAGGGGUAAACCUCUGAAUUACAUGAUACAUUUGAUCAUACUUAUUUAAUCUGGGAACUUUGUGCUUUAUUUCUGGUUGUGCUGGUUAUGAUCACAGCCCCCGAUGUCCAAUGCCAGGAAGGAGGUGAUCAUGCAGGCCUUUAGGAAGCUGGAUAAGACUGGUGACGGUGUGAUCACUAUUGAAGAUCUGAGGGGGGUUUACAAUGCCAAGUACCACCCCAAAUAUCAAAACGGGGAGUGGACAGAGGAGCAAGUAUUCUGCAAAUUCCUGGACAGCUUCGACUCUCCUUACGACAAGGACGGAAAGGUAAUACUGAUAACAUCACACCAUACUGACCUGGUCACUUUCAGGCCUCGGGGUUGUAAAAUAUGAAAAUGUUGGAUCGAGGUUAUAGUGGUCUUACCAGAGGAGGCUGGUGGGAGGAGCUAUAGGAGGACGGGCUCAUUGUAACGGCUGGAAUGGAAUUAAUGGAACAAAGUCAAAUGUGGUUUUCAUAUGUUUGAUUUGUUUGAUAAUGUUCCAUUUAUUCCAUUCCAGCCAUUACAAUGAACCCGUCCUCCUAUAGCUCCUCCCACCAGCCUCCCCUGGGUCUUACUAUCGUCCACCACUACUGUAGUGUACACCUAUACUGCUAAACUAACAGCCUGUACAUUAUUCAGUCAGAUAUACAUUUGAUUAUCUGGACGCAUGAGACAUUUCUUAGGCUCCUGACAUUUGCAGUACUGCAUAUCUGUGGAACCAUCUUAAACUGUGUCAUAUCAUAUAAGCUGCCUACUGCCUUGUUCUUGUUAAUCAUCAUGUCUUAUUUCUGGAACAUAUUUGGUCACACAAGAAGAGUUUAUGAAUUACUAUGCAGGCGUGAGCUCCUCCACUGAUACGGAUAUCUACUUCAUUAUCAUGAUGAAAAGUGCCUGGAAACGUAUUAACUAACGUCUUCUUGAGUCAAUGUUUAGGGUAAAGACUAAAGAGCACUUAACCCUGGGAUAUGGACGGCAGAGGUCACACUUUAUUCGGAUAGUCAUGAUCUACCGAUGGUGAUACAAUCAACAACCUAUAUGUUGAUAAACUGCUUGCUAAGGUUAAGGUUAGGUUUAGAAUAAGGGUUAGGGUUAGGUUAAGUUUAGGGUUAGGAUAAGGGUAAGGGUUAGUGGAUAGUUAGUUGAAUUGUGACAAUUCUACUGAACAUCUACAAACCAUCUACUUGGGACUAUCCAAAUGAAGUGUUACCACGGGAGAUGGCAUGUUGUCUCUUUUCACUUCUCUUUCUAGGUGCAGUAGUUUAGUGGGGUGUAAUACUCUACUUUCUAUCCUCAAGGUAUUUACACUGCUCUUUGCCAUUCUGUGGCUUUAGGCCUAUUUCUCAAAGCUGUCAAACUGUUACAGGGAAACAUGUAUGUUACAUAGUAGUACAAUUCUAAUAGAAUUGGUAGUUGGUGGAGCUGUGUUUCUCACUCAGCCAGCAGAUGUCAAGGUUUUGUUUUGUCUCUAGUUAGAUAUUGCACUUUAGUGGCCAGAUUAACUAAGCAUUUGGAUGUUAGCUGAAAAUGUCUGAAUCUGCAUUGAGGAACAAGUAUUGAUGGGGGAAACAAAAGGUUGUGACACAUUCAACUCUCCCACAACAUUGUCUGUCCCCAUUCACUUCUUUGGUUUUUAGUUUUCAGCCUUAUCAGGGUCGUGUGGAGUUUCUGUCUCUAUCUGACACUGACGGUGUGGGCUGGUUCAGUAAGCUCUGUAUGGCUGACACCUCCUUCCCUUCUGCAGGUCACAACGGAGGAGUUUCUCAACUACUACUGCGGAGUCAGCGCCUCCAUCGAUAGUGACGUCUAUUUCAUUCUCAUGAUGAAAAAUGCAUGGAAAUUAUGA